AUGCUGACAGCAUCAGGCCACACCAUGUCGGGCAUCGGGUGGACGGCGUACGGCGCUCGUGUCGGGCAAAGCCAAGGCAGCGAUCUUUAUAGUCUUGGGGAUGGAUUGUUACUCCGAGCAGCCGAGUACGCCGCGAAGUAUAAUCUGAACCACACCGUCUUUUAUGACCCCCAAUGGUACCGGUGUGAAGCAGUGCUGGUGAACGGCCCCUGGACGAACAUAUCCGAGGCCAAUCGUGGAGUCACAAACAAGAACCCCAUGUGGGACAUUUUAUUUUAUGAAUAUGUGGUAACGCGGGGAAAUGACGGGCCCUGGACCACAGCAGCAAAGGAAGCCCAAGGGUUCGCCGGUGGAGUCUCCUCCAACGACCACCCUAGUUGGGGAGAUCUGAUCUGGGCACGGUAA
Messenger RNA from Aspergillus oryzae RIB40, 405 nucleotides. RefSeq lists its product as uncharacterized. The transcript has a single exon. Bases 1 to 405 code for a protein of 134 amino acids. The record is from RefSeq and is a predicted model, not a curated record. Lineage: Eukaryota; Fungi; Ascomycota; Eurotiomycetes; Eurotiales; Aspergillaceae.